Molecule: messenger RNA, 10033 nt
Organism: Poeciliopsis prolifica (blackstripe livebearer)
Lineage: Eukaryota; Metazoa; Chordata; Actinopteri; Cyprinodontiformes; Poeciliidae
Gene: ncanb
Product: neurocan b
Exons: 16
Coding region: 355-4314 (1319 amino acids)
Biological process (GO): cell adhesion
Molecular function (GO): hyaluronic acid binding; calcium ion binding
Source: RefSeq, a predicted model, not a curated record
UCCGGCUGACGCUCAUCCUCUCGUCGCGGCUCCUCCUCUCCAGAGGACGCGCGGACUCGGCUGGAGCUCCAGGUGCAUUUUCACUCACAGAAACAACAACAAACAAACAAAAAAAUAUAUUUUUUUCUGCCGUUCUGUUUUUGGCAACGUGACACCUUUGGACCCGAACCGAGCCGGACCCAAAGGCUUUGGUAUAUAAUUUAUUAUUAUUAUUAUUAUUUUUCUACGGCGUCCGCUGGAUGGUUUAGCUGCAGGUUCACUCUCUGUGGCGCCUCCACCUGCACUCUGUUAGAAAGCCUCAGCAUCACUCUGCAUUCCUGCGGACGGAGCCGGAUUCUUCAAAGGUGCAGCAAGAUGUUGGGUGCGCAGCCUGUUUACGGAGUAAGGCUCUUGCUGGCCCUGAUAAUGCUCCAUACAGCCGACUCAGGUUUAACCAGUGCUGACACUAUGGUGAAUAUGCGGAAGGUGACUCAUCAGACCAUUACAGAGGAGCUGUCCAAGACGGUGCUGCUCCCUUGCCUCUUCACCCUUCGCCCUGGUGCCAGCUCCUUCUCCGAGCCCCCCAGGAUCAAAUGGACCAAGGUUUGGGGUCAGAGAGGCUCCGACGGCCUGCAGAAGGAGCAGUCGGUCCUGGUGGCCAAAGACAAUGUGGUCAAGGUGAAAAAGGCCUUCCAGGGUCGUGUGUCACUGCCCGGGUACAGUAAGGACCGCUACAAUGCCAGCCUUGCACUGACUGGGUUGCGGUCCAGCGACUCUGGACUUUAUCGCUGUGAAGUUGUGGUGGGGAUCAACGAUGAGCAGGACACCGUUCCACUGGAGGUCACAGGUGUAGUGUUCCACUACCGGGCCCCUCACGAUCGCUACGCCUUGUCCUUUGCUGAUGCCAAGAGGGUCUGCAUAGAGAACUCGGCUACCAUUGCAACACCCGGCCAGCUGCAGUCAACUUUCGCCGAUGGCUACGAGAACUGUGACGCAGGCUGGCUGGCAGACCAGACUGUAAGGUACCCCAUCCAGUCACCUCGGCCCGGCUGCUAUGGUGAUCGGGAGGACUCGCCCGGUGUUCGUAAUUAUGGCAAUAGGGCUCCUGAUGAGCUGUUUGAUGUCUACUGCUUUGCAAAGAAACUGCAAGGUGAAGUGUUCCACUCCACGGUGCCAGAGAAACUGAGCCUGGCCGCCGCCUCCACCCACUGCCACUCUCUGGGAGCCCAACUGGCCACCGUCGGGCAGCUCUACUUGGCUUGGCAGGCUGGUCUUGACCAGUGUGAUCCCGGCUGGCUGGCCGACGGCAGCGUCCGUUACCCCAUCAACGUCCCACGAAAGAACUGUGGCGGAGACGAGCCCGGGGUGCGGACGGUCUACAACAACCCAAACCGCACCGGCUUCCCGGACACCACCGCCCUCCUCGACGCCUUCUGCUUCAGAGCCCACCAGCCAGCUGCGAUCCAGGCCUCUGAGGCGAAGGCUUCGCUCCUGCCUCGGAGACCAGCACCGGGGGCCCAGAGACGGGGCCCCUCCGUCCGAGCGUCCACCUGGGCUGACUGGUUUUCCUUGAACAAAACCGGAAGCGACGAGUCGUCUGAGGCAUCCGAAGAGCAUGUUUUAAUCGACUUGAAGCCCGAGGAAAAGUGGGAGGAAAGACGCAACGGAUCCACGAUCGGCCCGGUGGGCGCUUCUGGUGGCAGCAACGGCACCUCCGGCUUCCCGGACCUCGAAAGUGCAGAGAGCCGCGGGGUUCCAGCUCAUGAGGGCCUGGGUCGCAGUGAUCUUGGAUCAGACGCGCCGGUGUUAUCCCCCGUUGCCUCUUCCACCCCACAGCCUCAGGCAAGUUACAGCCUUCUCGCUGAAUUUGUUAAAACUCUCAUGAGGCCCUUUAAGUUCUGGACGGGGAGCAAAGGGACCGACAAGACAGAGGGGGGGCCCACACUGCCUGAGGAAAAAGCCGCAGAGAACCAAACGCAGGGAGAAAACCUGAGUCUCCCUAAACCCGGAGAAAACAAGGGCAGCAUGGACAAUGCCAUCCUGGAGCACAGAAGUGGCACUUUCCCCCUCAGGGGCCCCAAAAGUGGAGUACAGAACUCGGAGAAGGGGCUGUCGGAGCAGGAAAAAGAGCUGAUGCCUCUCAUCAACCUGCUGCCUUCGAUCCAACAUGCCGAGCAAAAGCCCAGCAGCGCGAGCGGAGGAGCCGCCUCGAUCAAUGACAACCUGCAAUCCACGUUUAAUGAAUUUCUUCCUUCUGGUUCCAUUGACGAUUCCUCACCUCACAAACAUGUCAACAAAUCUGGUAUUCAGGGUUCCAAGCAAGGCCAUUUCCUUGCUUCCACCUCCAAUACUCACUUCCAUUGGCCGAUUAAGUCAGAAAAUGGUCCCAAACGAGGUCGUCCUGCAAAUGAGGCCUACCUGGAUGAGCAAGAAUCUUGGGAGCCAAAAGAAUCUAAAGCAGGACCUCUGGAGUUGAUGACGCUGCCCGACUCCCUUCAUCAGGAGAACCUGGAGAAUUAUUCAGGUGAAGGCAAAGAUCGGGAUCCGGAAGGUGCUUUGACUGACAAAGGCAGAGCUGUAUCAGGAGAAGAGAAAGACGUGGAGGGAAGUGGAAAUGGAAGCAGCUUUCCGGCUGGCUUUGAAAUGACAGUCAACACGCGGGCCAGCAGUGGUGUCAAAUUAAGUCCCACAUCCAAAGCUUCACCCAAACCGAACAGUUUUGUGACAGUGGGAGAGCACACUACUCUGUCUCAGUGGCUGCUGGUUAAUCAACCCACUGCCUCUCCUCAGGGUGCCACGGAGUCAGACACAGCUGAGGAGGCAAAGGGAGAGAUACUUUAUGUCCACAGACCAACUGGGAUGCCCUCUCUGCCAUCUUCUUUGCAAACACAAGAUGAGAGUAAAGAAAUGGGGAUGGCUUCCACACCUGCAGCUUGGCUGGAGGUUCUGACAUCUUCUGAGGUGACCACAGUGGAGCCUUUGGCCACAGAGCCACACAGAACAUAUCCUGCCACCACAGUCCUUAUCUCAGAAAAUACUUCAGACGCCUCUUCUACAGAGGAAGCAUCUAUUUCCAUUUCAUGGAUUCAGGAAAAGCAGGAAAACAUGAGUAUACCGGACCAGCAAAACCUUCUCUCGGUGACUCUGUUGCCUACUAAAGGAGUUCAAACUGGAGUCGUUCAAUUGAGCACCGAAGCCAUAAACUCUGAAAUUGGCCUGACAGAAAUGGAAUCCAGAUCUGCAGUUACUGAAUCUUUUGUUGUGGGAAGAGUCUGGACACCUUCCACAGAGUUCAAGCCAGAGGAACACAAAACGACAGAGGCUACAGAGGACAAGGACACAAGCAACCCGUUUGGCAGCCUUGUACCUGACUGGGCUUUCGGCCUCAUUCCAUCAGAGGAGAGUAACCCGUGCCAGACCAGCCCCUGUCUCCAUGGCGGGAGCUGCCUGGAGGAAGGCGACAGCUACAGCUGCUACUGUCCUCAGGGCUACUCUGGAGAAAACUGCGAGAUCGACAUUGACGACUGCCAGUCUAAUCCCUGCCAGAACGGAGGAACCUGCAUCGACGAGAUCAACUCCUUCGUGUGCCUCUGUCUGCCCAGCUACGGCGGAGCUACGUGCGAAAAAGACAUCGAGGGCUGCGAGCACUCGUGGAGAAAGUUUCACGGCCACUGCUACAGGUACUUCAGCCGCAGACACACCUGGGAGGAUGCUGAGAAGGACUGCAGGGAGCACAGCGGUCACCUGGCCAGCAUCCACACUGCAGCAGAGCAGAAUUUCAUCAGAGGUCUGAGCCAUGAGAAUACCUGGAUUGGGCUGAACGAUCGUACAGUGGAGGAUGACUUUCAGUGGACGGACAAGACAGACCUGCAAUAUGAAAACUGGCGGGAAAACCAGCCUGACAAUUUCUUUGCCGGAGGAGAGGACUGCGUAGUAAUGAUCGCCCAUGAGAACGGCAAAUGGAACGAUGUGCCUUGCAACUACAAUCUGCCCUACGUCUGCAAGAAGGGAACAGUGCUUUGCGGGGCCCCUCCCAGCGUGGACAAUGCCUUUCUAAUUGGUCGGAAGCGUUCCCACUACGACAUCCACUCCAUAGUGCGCUACCAGUGCGGUGAUGGCUUCCUGCAGCGCCACGUUCCUACUGCUAAGUGUCGUGCCAACGGCAAGUGGGACCGACCCAAAAUCGUCUGUAUAAAAUCUCGGCGGGCCCAUCGUUACCGACGCCACCACCACAAGGCGAGGAGGGAGCGCAGGAAGCACAAGCGGCAUGGCCACAGAGAGGGGGGACGCCAUGGAGGGGAGCUCAACCAAGGCCACAAACACACCCUCUUCUGAACCAAAAAACACAAGAUUGGCACCCUCUUUUUUUUCUUCUUCUUCUCUGCUGCAACCUGCAGCUUGCCUGUCUCCCCGUUGUCCUCAUUUCCCCAAAUACCACUUCAAACUCUCAGCCCAUGAACUCCCCGCUCCCUUUUCUGUUCUGCCCUUACUCCCCCACUCACCUCCUCAUCCCCUGGUGCACAGAGGCAACCUGCUUAUUAGUCCCCUCUGAGGCCUGCCUAAAUGCUGCCAGGUGUUGCCAGGACUCUAACAUCCACAUUGACAUCCCUUCUUCUUCCUUUUCUUUGUUUUAUUUUUGGGCUCCAGCUCUUUUGUCUGUCCUCCUCUCUCACACAUGAUCCAGUUACUCUCCCUUUGAGCUCAGCCCUUGGCCUGUUUUUUGUUUGUUUGUUUGUUUGUUUUUUGAGAACGAAAAGAAAAAAAAAACAUUUUUAGUUUGAGUAUGGACUUUCUUUGGCGAGAAGUGGUUUUAGUAUGAACUGUAAAUAGGGGUGACAUCACUGAAAAUGCCGUAUCAAAGUCAGUCGAGUCAAUGGGAGACGUCGUGAUAUUGACUUGAGCCUUUUGUCUAUCGAACAGUUAUUUUUUACAAAUGCUCUGUGUUUAUCUCCUGAUCCUGCUGCUUUUCGGUUUGCCUCUUUGUAAGACACUGGUGCGGACUCGCAGCGCCGCCGCCGCCGCUGCGUCGUUCUGUUACAGAUUUUGCUGAUUUUUCAACCAGAGGCGGUUGUUAAUUGAGUUAUUUGAUUGUUAGCGUUGUAUUUUUCUUGUCAGUGUGAGACAGUUGCUUUAGAUCAGAUGAUGAAAGCCCAGAGGAAAAAUGGAUAGUGGCUCCGGUUUCUGGCUCAUCUAAAUAAAUCAUCUGAGCCAUCUCGAAUGGUUGAAGGUGUGCCAACACUUCCUCUCUUCUCCCCACCCACUCCCCCACCCACUUUGAUAUCGAUUGUCUCAACUCAGCUCAAAACGUCCACAUUUGUUUCCUGUUGUCAACGGUGAGGGUCAUAAGAUUUAGACAGACACAGAAAUCAUAAUCAAGUCACGAUGAUUUCAUCUGCUGAACUUAAACAUUUAAGUGAGUAGAAGCACCGAGUACCAGUGAAAAGUUUUCAAACAUCAGUCGUGCCAGGAAUAUCGUUGUAAUAUGGAUUUAGUAUGAAAAUAUGAUAGCGCAAUUAGUUGCACAAUUUUAAAUGUCCAGUGGAUUUUCUCAAACUCAUCCGUCUAUUCAUGCGUUUGUCUUGUCCAGAUCACCUAAACGAGCUUCGGCGAUUCAACAGUCACUCUCAGACGUCGGAAAAUCAGUUUGGAUGUUCAGAGAAAAUGAUGAACCAUCUCAUGUUCAAGCUUUCCAAAAUGAAACCCUGCAGAUGUUGUUGAGAUGGAAGUCAAUAUUUCUUUUAAAGGACUUGGCUAAACAGAUUCUUCAUUAUCCAGUGGGUUUGGUUGCUGCAAAGUUAAGCAGAAACACUGUGACACUUUUUAAUUAUCGGUUUAUUUAUCACAAGUUACACAACUGGCUCAGCGUUCUACUCUACAUGAUCACAUUUUACUUUUGACAGUCAGCCCUAUUGUACAAAUAAAUGUAUAAAUAGAUGCCUACCUCCAAAUUACUUUAAGCUUGCUUAAGUCACAAGUUAGCUCAAACUUGGAAAAGUAUUUUUUUAACAGAAUAGUGAUGAAGCACAUUUCCAUUUCUAUGGAUUCAGUAAAAUCUAUAAUGAAUUCACACCUGUGCAUCCAGUUCUAGUUUCAGAAAACCCUUGAAUUGCUUUUAUCAGUCUACACGGGAAAAAGUGUGUUGAGUUCAAAUAAUGCAAAAAUUUUAAAUGCAUUCAUCUUGAUGUUGAGUCUAUAUAAUAUGAAAUGUAGACUGACGGUAACACACACAAUCAAAUCUAAAUGAAAAAAGUACUUUAUACCUCCACUGUACAGGAAAUGUUUGUGCUAUUAUUUUUUUUCAUAAAAAGGAAACAGAUGAUUUACCCAAUCAGCUGUUUUUGAUAUAACUAACUUAUCAGACAGAUUUUCCUGAGAACUUUGUGUAAGAAACCUUCUCAUGUUUCAUCAGAGUAAAUGCAUCCAAUCCCCAUUUGUUUUUUUUUUUUUUUUUUUUUUUGUUUUUUUUCUUCUCUUUCAUUAUAAUCACUCUUCAAACACAUUGCGAUGAUAGAACCUCUUUUUAAGGCUUACAGAUGAGGUGGAUUUCUGGAUCGCCAGUAAAAUUCACUGCAGUCCUGUUUCUUGUGUUGUGCACUUAAUGUUCCUCUCGCAACUAAAAUAACAAAAAAGUGACAAUAGGUCCCACAUGAUCUUAUCAGAUAAGUUAGACAUCACAUUAGAUUGCUUAAUAAUACUUGUUUUCAUCGACUGUCAGUAAAAUUAUUCCCCCACUCAACAGUCGAUUGAGUUGACCAGACAGACUGACCGAUGUGAAGCCAUUUGUCAGAGCUGUACUGACUGACUGGGGUCGAACAUCAUCACAGGGAAUAAGAAGCUGUAUCGUUGAACUCGCCGUUCGUGUGUUUUCACGAUACGAAAGAGUGAUGGCGGCUGAGGCCGUCGUUGGCGAUGGAGAGGCGCAGUGAGGUUAAGUCUUGCUGUUUCUGGGUCAGACAGAAACUCCCACCUGGAGAUGUCCUUGCCACGUGGUUGUGCUCUAAACAGGAGAUUGAGGGGGACUGGAAAAAAAAACAAAACAAAGAAGAACGCUUUGCUCUGUCUUCUCUCAGCUUCACUGUCCAGAUAAAUCGCUGCUCUUCUUUUUAAAGCCAACCCUAGAGGUUUGUGCAUGUGGGAUUAUGACCCUCAUUCCGGCAUGUCUGGCUUUGAUGUUUCUUCAUCUUUUGCUGGAUCUUUUUUCUUACUCCUUUAGCACCUUUGUGCUUUUGAAGGAUUCAUCCGUCUUUGCCGAUCCACUUUCCUCUUUUUUUCUCUCUCUUUUACAAGUUUAUUUUUAACAGAGCGUUAAUGUUUUCAGUACUGUAGCUUCUACCUGAGGUUGUGUGAAUCAGAAUUUUGUGCCUGAUUUUUUUAUUUUUUUAGUGGUUUUUGUAAAACUUGUACUUACAGAUGCUGACCUAAGCUGAUUUAAGGUUUUUUGUACAGAGAGAAGAGGAAGACAUGCAGUAAAUGGUGAAACUAACCUGCACUGAUCACCGUAGCCUCAGCAUAUGGUGCCUGUGCUCUACCACUAGGCCAUAUAGUGCUUUGUUUUUUGUAUCUUUAUAUUAGCAAAAAGGGCAGUUAGCAUGGCUAUCAUUGCAAAAAUAUACCUGUGUCUGAAGGUAUAUUUGUAGUAUAACUUUGUCAAUCUACAGAGACAGGAGUGGAAAGCUCAAAAGGUUGAAAACAGCUUACCUACCUUCUGCUGAAUGUCUUGCUCUCGCUCGCUUUCUUGCAGCCUGGACUUACCACAGACUUGUCUCAACGUGUCUUUAAAAAACAUAUAUCCUAAACAGCUUCUUACAUUUCUGAGCAACACGUUAAAAAACCUAAAAUUAGCUUUCGGUUUCAAAACUCUUGUUCACCGGUCGGUCCCAGUCGGCCACCGAAUGAUUUCGCUACAUGUUACAUGCUAUAAGGCGAAAUCUGCUAUUUGCAGAUGAUAUCUUUGCCUUGGUUUGUCUCCUCUCACCUUGACUAGGACAACAGCAGUCGUCUUACACCUUUGUAUCAGUUCAAUUAAUCUCCUGCAUGCCUAAUUAACAAGCUGCAUUAUCAGCCCAACCACAGAGCUGCCAUGACAGGGGAAGGGUAAUGCUGAUGGACAGUCAGAGGAGGGUACAUGGCGGCUGUCACAGCCAUCAAACCCCUGUCGCUCUGCAGAUGUCAGGCUGCUUUCUCUUCCCUCCCUCCCGUUGCUCCGGUAAAAUAGAUUGACCAUGGGUGGGUGAAUAAAAGGGCAGACAGAAGACCCUCUCACUGCAGACUUGAUGCUGAGAGACAGGGUAAUUACAGCUGGGCAAAGGUUCGGCCGCGUGACGAGACCUAAAAAAUAAUGUGAUAAAGUUGCAAGAAACUGAGUUGAGCUUUGAGCCUAAAAAUCCACAAGCCAAGCACGUUGAAGAAACCAAAACCGACGUGACUAAAGCGGAUCUUUUUAUAACACAAAAACAGACCGUGCUGUCCUCACGCAGAGAUGUCCUCCUUUGAAUCCAGCCAUCAACGUUUCUCACAGGAAUACUAAACAAAAAAGUUUCACCUCAAACGCGUUAAAUGAGCUCAAAUACGCACACACACUCACACACACACACCAGUUCCUCCUCUGACUUCAAACACAGUGUUUGGUUCCUUUCAAAAUCCUUCUUUUAAUCUUCCUCACUCCCACUCGGCUCGCCUUUCCUCUCUGGGUGCUACAGUCGGAGGCCUGAGGGCAGACAAACACACAGCCACAAAGCCUGAUCAUUGCAAAUCAUAAUCAUAACAUUGAGCUUGUUAGGAUGUUUCGGCCAGCUGUCUCUCAGGUUAGAGGCUGCAGCGACUCCUUUGGGGAGCCAGUGAGUCUGUUUCUGCUCGCUGAGCCGAAGAGAGGUGUGAAAUGUGGCUCAAUAUGGUGGGAUUUUAACGAAAGGUCCAUCUGAAUAAAUCAAGCAAAGAUGCAGCGGGUCAGUCGAAGGUAUGGGCUCACACUCCACCUUGUCUGUUUGUCAAGAAGCAGCUUGAAGGAGGCGCAUGCAAUAAAACGAGAGUCGGUAAUGACAGCAAGAUAACAACGAUGCAGUGGCUGCCGUCCUUCUUCAGUUGCACACAGACAGACUAUUGAUUUCAUGAUUAGGCAGUCUGUCUUGUGCUCUUAUUAAGUCCGUCAAUGGCAUCGACGGCGCAAUCGCAUCGACUGGCUGCUGAGUGUUUUCUAAAUGACAGGAAAACAGACACAGUUCUCCUCUGCGCGUUCAUUCUUUUCACAGGUUUUUGUUUUCGCUCCAAACUCUCUUUCACUCUUAUUUCAUUCCCCGGCCUCUCCCCUAGUGGUGUCCAUACAGCAUUACACCGCGGAAACUGAGUUGAGACGAUUUAUCAUUGUCAGGAAAGCGGGACGGAUGGAUGAAAGGAAACGUGUUCCUGCAGCUGAGUGAGAAUGACUGAGACAAACGCAGUGCAGGAGCCGGUGACGGAUGUUUCCCUCUCUUUCCUCCGUUACAUAUCUCCUCACGCGUUACUCUCCUCCUUUCCUUACAAUCCAUUUAUACUCUGGGUGUGUUUGUUUGUUGCUUAGCCUCUCUGGGCCACAUUCACACAGCCGGUGAAAGCUCCCUCGAAUCCCAGCUGCACCUGAUUUUUUUUUCUCUUUCUCGCACAUAUCCACAAACAUCCACACACACACACACACACACACGCACACACACACACACACACAUACACACACACACACUGCUGCUGCUGUUGUGAAACUGCUGCAAUAGAUACACAGAGGCCCUUUGGUCAAUACUGGCACUGCAGGAGGGCCUGAGGAAAAGCUGGGCAUUUACAAUACAGACGAACUUCAUUGUUGGCUCUGUUCCCUGCGCAGCGUCUCAGCCUGCAGGUUUCUGCGGUGAACACAAAAUGCAAUAUAUAAAAGACUGAAGCUGACGUUGCAUAUGGCUGUGUGAAUGUGGCUCAACAGUAUUUAUUGAUAUUUAUCAGUGUAUGUUCUUAAUUCUAGUACUGUUAUUGUAUUAUAUUCUUUACAAGACAAAUGAUCAUUAAAGGAAACCCUUGUUUGGAUCCAUCA